Alternaria alternata is the source of this 1053-nucleotide messenger RNA. RefSeq lists its product as hypothetical. The record is from RefSeq and is a predicted model, not a curated record. The annotation marks the transcript as partial. The transcript has 2 exons. NCBI's taxonomy places the organism in Eukaryota, Fungi, Ascomycota, Dothideomycetes, Pleosporales, Pleosporaceae.
AUGCGUUACUCUUUAGCCGCCUCCAGCCUUCUUGGCCUUGCCGCUGCCCUUCCUCAAAGAAUAAACAUUGACGCUGCCUUGGCUGUUCCUACGCCCUCGAUCCUGGGUCCCAACAUUGAGGCUACGAAGCCUGCGGAGACGACUUACAACCCCGUUGCUGCUGCUUCUGCUGUUGCCGCUGUCGUUGAGAGCGAGGGUGUUAUCGAGAAGCGUGAUAGUCUCACGGUGGGGAAGCGUGAUGCUUGUGAUACACAACCUCUUGGCAAUGGCCCUACUAUCUCACCUGACACUGCCGCGGCAUUCUCCUCGGCUGCUGAGUUGAGUGAGAUCGCUCAAAAUGCCGGAACUCCGUCUGGUUACCAGCAGUCUUUCGUAGACAAGAGCGGAAGCUCCCAGCAGAUCGGCUACUUGACCUACAAGACUUACCCGACUUACGACGUCCAGGGCUGCGCUGAUGCCUGCGACAGCGAGAAGUACUGCCUUGGCUUCAACAUCUACUUUGAACGCGACCCGUCGCUCGAGCCUGGACCUAAUUGCCCUAACCCCCCUUCCACCAACAACAUCAAGUGCUCUCUCUAUGGAUAUCCUGUCGCCGCCAAGGCGGCCACCAAUACGGGUCAGUGGCGUCAAGACUUCCAAGUCGUGAUCGCUGGUAGCAACGGCUAUUCGAAAACCAACAAAGGUCUGCCAAGCGUGAAGGACUUCAAGGCCCCGACAAGUCUACCAGCCGCCAUCAAUGCACCGCUUGACAAUGGUUAUGAUACCUACAAUGGCAUGCGCCUUUUCAACGAUAAUCCAUUCGACCCUUCGCUAUGUGCUGCUGCAUGCGAAGCCCAAACGGAAUACGAUAUGGCACAUCCCGACUCCGAUGGCACUUACAAGCCUUGCAACUUCUUCACCACCUAUAUCCUCACUCAGAACGGCGUCCCUCUUGGCACUUACUGCGCCUUCUACACACGCUCCUGGGACCCUAGCUACGCCGUCAACACUGGCUACUACGCUGGCGACGAUGAGUACAAGGUAAUCAACGCUGGCUCGUACGAAAUCACUAGU